ACACGAGGCAGCCGCCGGCCCUCACCACCAAGACACGUUGCAGAUCUCAAGGUAAAAAGAAACCCUAGACACGUCGCAAAGCCCUAUAUACGGGCAGCGUUUCCCCUAUUAGCGCCGCCUCUGUUCCUUUCGGUGUCAGUCCCCUCCGCCGCCAGCGGCGCUCUCUCCUUCCCCAUCUGCUGAUGCUGCUUCGUCUGGGGGUGCUGGGUUUGCGAAGCUCUUCUAGUUCGGGAGGCGGAAAAUCCGAGGGGACGCCGCGAGAUGGUGGAUGAUGUCUGUGGUGAGUGCGGAGAUGUAGGCUACAGUCAUCUUCUGCUGCGAUGCAUCAACUGCAACAAUGCUGCUAGGCAUCGAUAUUGUUUGGAUGAGAUAAACUUCGAUUCGGCAGUGGAGUGGUCAUGUAGUGAUUGUAUCCCAAAACAGAGUGAAGCCAUUAAGUCGCCAGGAGACACAAAUUGUCAAAGGCAACCAAGGAACACCCAGUUGGAUUUCUCUGUAGUCAAUGAACCAAAUGUCGAGCAAGAGAAGGUAACGAAGGCACGCGGACUUCGUAGAAAUAGACCAUGCCGAGAAAGAGAAGCUAGUUUUGAUGAAAGUAUUGAACAUGUCCCGGGUGGAGACACAUCGAGUCGGGGACGAUGUGUUGAAGAGACAUUAGAUUCUUGUGAAAUCUCUGUUCGGGAUAUACCCAACCUCAUUGAUUGUAAGAAGGAAGGGGAGGAUAUAAAUGGGCACUUAAUUUGCACACCGGAGAGUUUUGAUGGUUCAAGUAAUUUGGCUUUGGAUCAUGCUUCAAGUAUUGAACCCAACAAUUUGCAAAAGGAAAUUGGUGGUUCUAAACUUGCUUCAGAUUCUAUGGACUGUCCUGAUCUCCCAAAUGCAAGGAGUGGCUGCUUUGCUUCAUCGAAGUAUGUUGAGGGUUUUGUUCCACCAGGAAGAAAGGGUGAUAUUUUUUCUCUAAUGAGUGAGGUCGAGGGAUCCCGCCCAAUGAUUGUGGACAAGUCUUGUUCUACAUCGGUAAGCAUGGAGCAAGCAGAUGGUUUAUUGGUAAACAUAGAGAAAUCUGAACCUUUGAAGUUGGUUAAAGGAUUGGAGGAGACUGUUGUAGCAUCAAAGUUUGCACCAAAUCAUUCAAAGCCGAUGCUAGGAUCAGAUCUGGAGACAGGGAGUGUGGAUGUCUUGAAUCCUCUAGAGCAGCGUUUGGACUCUUGGGCAAUGCCACUGAUGCAAUCAAGUCCCUCAAAUGAACUAGAAGAUGCGGCUAUUCAGGAAAACAGUGCUGAAAGAACAAGGUGCUUGGUGGACAUGGAAACCGUUGCCUCUGAAUUGGAGAACCACAAAGGAUCAAAUCCCAAAAUGGCAAAUGAAAGCUUGAGUUGUGGUGAAGGUAACUCAGAUGAAGCAAAUAGAAGAUCAGAUGAGCUUUUAUCAAGCACCAAAAACAAUAAGAUGCGAAGGCGAAUAUGUGUUGCUAGAAAGAUAGUUAACUCUUGCAAGGUAAAUGGAAUUACAGAUCCUGAGCCAGCACAUGGUAACCGAGAUGCAAUAAACCUCCAAUGUAAUGCAGGAAAGACAUCUUCUCUUGCCGUAAAAAAGGUGCCUCUUCAGCUGAUAUUGCAUGAGGAAGGCAUUAGCAAUGAGUUGUUGCAAGAGGAAGGCAUUAGCAAUGAGUUGUUGCAAGAGGAAGGCAUUAGCAAUGAGUUGUUGCAAGAGGAAGGCAUUAACAAUGAGUUAUUGCCUUCCAAGUUUGUUGGUCCAUGUGAGUCAACAAAAAUCAACCCUAGAAAGCGUAAGCAAUCAGAAAAUUACGCUUCUGAUGGAACAAAAUAUCAGAAAGCCUGUAUUAUAAGUGGGAAUGAAAAUGCCAAUGUUGCACGGUCAAAAAGUGGUAGACCAGUACGAACUUGCCAGAACACACCCAGGAAAGACAAUGGUAGCAAUGAUAAAGUUAUUGGGCACUCAAAGAUGGGAAAAGAUAAGAAAAUUGUUAAGUCAUGGCUGGCUAACAAUGGCAUCCGAUAUUCACGGAAGACAGGUGUCUUGCAGCCCUACUCUCUUCGUAGACGUUCUGUGGACAGAUCAAGACCUUCACGGAAGAGAGGUAUGGUUACCAGUGUCUUGCAGCCCUACUCUCUGCGUAGACGUUCUGUGGACAGAUCAAGACCUUCACAGGAGAGCGGUGUUGUUACCAGUGUCUUGCAGCCCUACUCUCUGCGUAGACGUUCUGUGGACAGAUCAAGACCUUCACAGGAGAGAGGUAUGGUUACCAGUGUCUUGCAGCCCUACUCUCUGCGCAGACGUUCUGUGGACAGAUCAAGACCUUCAGAAAACAUGGAUCUGGCGCUGAUGGAAAGCAGCUGCGCAUUGAAUAAUCCAAGCAGCAGUUGUGCAGCGCAAGCAUCAGGUUUCUCUUCAAAAUCGAAAGAAUUACGCGAGAGUGAUGAGCCAAAGAAACGAAGAAAACUCAUUUUAACUUAUGACGAAGAGGAAGAUGCUGAGGCCUUACAGGCAGAAGAUCUGAAUUCCCGGUCUUGUGAUGAUAAUGAACAUGUGAAGAAGCAAAGAAAAUGCGUGGAAAAUGCUGCGAAGAACCAGAGAAGAUCUGUAGAACAAGGUAAAGAAGCUUUGGGGUCAGGAAAUUUGAAUCGAUGUUUGAAGAAUCAUAAGCAGGUGAAGAAGCAACGAAGCGUAGAGGCAGAGGAAGAUGAAAAUGCAUCUGUAAGAAAUCCGAAUGCUGGAUGUUCAAGGAUGCCAGUCAUUUCAGAAUGUAUUGGCGGGCAACCCCUUGAUAUACCUUGUUGGACUGGAAUCAUGAAGAUCAACAAUAACUAUAUUCCAUUGGCUGCACACCUGUCAACCAAAGCAGGCAAGAAGGUGCAGGAACUGUCAAGAUCACUGCCACCAAUAAUGAAAGCGGCCAAGCUUUCUACAUCGGAAUCAUGUCCAAAGCACUUUGAGGCACCGGUACCUACAGCUGACAGCAUUGGCUUGUAUUUCUUUUCGGGUGAUAUGAGGCCAAAUAAAGAGCUGGAUGAGCUGGCGAAGCAUCUCGCUGAUAGUGGAAUUGUUCUAGAAGCUGUUGUUGGUUUGAGGAAGCUGUUUCUCUUCCCUUCUGGUGUACUACCAGUGGAACAUCAGACAUUCCAAGGGAAACCCUAUCUAUGGGGAAUGUUCAAGCCCAGAAAAGAUAAGAUCAGAAGAUUUCCAGUGGAACAAGAUUGUACUGCACAUGUUUCAAAGGAAGAACAUGCGCAAGAACAGCAUGCCUUGGACCAGCAAGACAUGGCACAAAGUGACACCCUGGACCAGGUCGUGCAUCCCGAGAAUCAACCCUUACUGGAUGCAAACCAACUAGGAAAGGAAGCGCUGUCUGGCAAUUGCCUGCCCCCUGUUGACGUGCAAGCUCUAGUCUCUGCAAAUAUCGGCCCAGCUGAUCAUGGACAGCCCUGCUCAAAUCCAGAAGCUCAGCCACUUAAACUCUGUGGUUUUGUUGUCUCACGGACACCAAGGUCCGCGCAACUCAUCCAGGAGAUGCAGAAGGAAGGUGCAUUACUGUUUGCUGUGCAGCAGGUGAUGACAGAACCUGGGUCAGUGAUAUAGGAUCAGAAUAUGUGCGUGGCAACCAUGCUGUGGUUUCAGAGCAUACUUGUGGUUUCAGAGGACCAUACCUGUAGCUGUUGUCUCUUAAGGCGUGGCGCGCUGCAGUGGUCACUCUUAGGGCAGAAACAUGCUAGCAGUAGACCUGAGAGCUCUUUAGCUUCAGUGCCGGCUCAUUGUGCCUCGCAUCUUCUAUGUCCGCCUAUGUGCUUGUCUGCUAGCUAGUCCCUGUCAUGUUCAGGACCGGACUGUGGUGUUCGCUCUUUGUAUGUUGUAUUAAGAGCCGACUUAGCUGAGCUUACCUUCUGUUGUGCAAGUUGUACAAGUUUGAGCCAAUUUUGCCGAUUGUACUGUAAAAGCAUCUCCUCUGUUUAUAUAAUGGCAUGCAAAUUAUCAUCA
This is a messenger RNA of Triticum urartu, 3996 nucleotides long. RefSeq lists its product as uncharacterized. Gene Ontology annotation, molecular function: histone reader activity. The record is from RefSeq and is a predicted model, not a curated record. NCBI's taxonomy places the organism in Eukaryota, Viridiplantae, Streptophyta, Magnoliopsida, Poales, Poaceae. Gene Ontology annotation, biological process: negative regulation of transcription elongation by RNA polymerase II.